Messenger RNA from Strigops habroptila (Kakapo), 5440 nucleotides. RefSeq lists its product as uncharacterized. The record is from RefSeq and is a predicted model, not a curated record. NCBI's taxonomy places the organism in Eukaryota, Metazoa, Chordata, Aves, Psittaciformes, Psittacidae. Bases 603 to 3383 code for a protein of 926 amino acids. The transcript has 5 exons.
AGACUGCGGCAGUGCAGGGGUGUGCUCCCUGCUGCUGGGCUUUGGUGGGCAGACCGCGGGAAUGCUGGAUAUCCAGCUAUCCUGCAUCCCCAUCCCCUCCCUCACCAAGCAGCCCAGCUCCUCCUGUGGCAGUUGCGGCUCAGGGGCUGAGCUGGGUUUAAAACCAACCCACAACCUUGCUCUGAAGCUGGGUGAGGGUAUUUUUAACUGGUAUCAGUGCCCUGAGUCACUGGGACCUGGCACGCAGCUGCCCUGGCACAGCCAGUAGUCCCAGGGGCAGCUGGACAGGGCAGAAGAUGCCACCUGGGUGAGACAAUGUCAGAGCUGCCUCUGGGCUCACCCUGUGGGGGCUUUUCGGGGAGGUUUUAGCCUUGGGGUUCACCUGGUGGCCGUUGGGUGCAGAUUUAUGCAGAGUGGAGUCAGAAAAGCCUCCUCUAGGCUGCAGGAAAUACCUUUGUGCAUUGUAACAGCUAAAUCUGGUGGGGAAAAAUAGCCUUUGGGAAAGGCAGGAAGUAUAUGAGAGUUUCAAUGUGUCCUGGGCAAAUAGGUCCCUGCUUCUGUAUGUCCCAGGACGUGGAAGAUGCCUGUGGGUAAAGAGGCGAAUGCCCGUUCCCAGCCCGCUGAGGGCAGGCCAAGCACGCAGAGGAUGCGCCAGGUGGCCAACAGGCAGCCCGAGGAAGCGCCUCAGGGCAGCCCGAGCCAGGCCUCGUCCCACCAUGGGAUCACGCUGCCACGGGUGCCCUACCCGGAGAGGUUUCAGCCUGUCGUCAACCAGCAGGCACAGGUGGGCAGCCUGGGGCACCGAGUGGUGCUGCCCUGCACCAGUGGGUCAACACAGGAGCAAACACCCCGUCUGCCAUCAUUGGUGGCAAUCGCACCCCGGCCACCACCUCAUUCAGCAAGAGCAGCUGUCAGCUACUGCGGGCUGCAACAUGUUCCACCAGCAGCCUCUCCACCUUCUGGCAGUGUCAGCGACUGGGCCAUCGGCAGCUCAAGCAGCAGUCAGUGUGCCCGAGAGGUCCACAGCCUCUGCCCCGACAAGUAAGACCUCAGACAUCAUGAGUGCAGUCGUGCGCAGGUACAGCACUGGGAGCCAGGGACCCUGGCAGCAGCCAGCAGCAUGGCAGAACCCAGCACAAAGCAGGGCUGCAGGGACACAAACAAGAAGAGACACUGUCCGGGUGGCCAACACCAGCAAGGCCCCAGCCACUCAGCCCUCACUGCGGAAUGCUGGGCGAGCAGCAGAGCAUGUGCCAGCAAUGCCGGCGGCUGGCAGCAAGGGCAGCCUCAACAGCAAGUCCCUGGGGCUGCACCAGAAGGUGUUUCCCCAGCGCCUGCCCCCACUGCCCAGCAAGAUCAAGCCUUCAGAGCAGCCAAAGAAGAGCUGCCUGGCAAGAGCUCAUGAGAAGCACCAGGCACCUCUCCCUCCAGUGGCACUGGCACGAGCGUCCCCUGACUUUGGCAAGCAGGCACCAGCACAGGCACGGAGACAGGCACCUGCCCCGCAGAGCACCAAAGUCAUGGAUGCAGCUCUGCAGGUGACAGCCGUGCGCAGAGGGAGGAAUCGUCUGGUCCAGUCUGUGGCUGUGGUCCAGGGAACCAACCAGCAGCGAGUAGAACACCAGGACAUGGCCCAACGUGAGGAUGUGGCAAUGGCAGCACUGUCCCAUGCAGAAGCAAAGGACAUAGAGUCUCCUGUGGCUGCAGGACCUCAGGGACAGGCCAGCAAAGCCCCUCUUGUCCCAGCAGCAGGCGAGGCUGGAAAAGAUGUGGUGUCUCCCAUGUUGGGAGACCAUCAAGAACAGGACAGCAGAGCCAUUGUCUCCUCAGAAGCACACAAGGUGGAAGUGGCAGCUUCAUUGCCUGACAUCGCUGUGGCAGAUGCUGGAACAUCCCAUCUGCAGAUGGACCUGCAGAGUGUGUCUCCUGCCCCAGACGGUCCAGCAGACAACGAGCCUGCAGCUGCUAGCCCGGCUGGAGCUGCUGAGGAAGAGCAGCACCGCGCAGCUCUCGCUGCCGUAGCAGAAGAGGAGGAGGAAGCAGCACCACCAGCUUCCCAUGGCUUUGAUGAGCUGGAGGCAGAAGCAGAGGUGCAAAGAAAGGCAUUUGCCCUGCUCAGCCCCACAGCCUCUGAGCUGGUUCGGCAUGAAAUAGCCAGGCGCUUUGUGAGUGGCAUCAUGUGCAAGGCUUUGGCUGUAAUCCAGGAAAUGGAUGAGCAGCCUCAGGAACACCAGGAGAUUGACAAAAGCCAAGUGGACGUGUCAAAGGGAGCAAUGAAGCCUGCAGCACUUGAGGACAUUGAGUCUCCUGUGGCUGUAGAGCCUCAGGCAGAGCCCAGCACAGCCCCUCUCAUCCCAGAGGCAGGCGAGCUUGGAGAAGACAUGGUGUCUCCCAUGUCUGGAGAACACCAAGAAGGGACCAAAACAGUAGAUGUCAGCCCAGCUGCAGAGGAAGAGGAGCACCGUGCAGCUCUUGCUGCUGUGGCACAACAAGACGAGAAGGCACUGGCACCAGCUUCCCACGUGUUUGACGAGCAGGAGGCAGAAGCAGAGGCCCGGAGGAAGGCAUUUGCUCUGCUCAGCCCCACAGCCUCUGAGCUGGUUCGGCAUGAAAUAGCCAGGCGCUUUGUGAGUGGCAUCGUGUGCAAGGCUUUGGCUGUCAUCCAGGAAAUGGAUGAGCAGCGUCUUGAACAGGAGGACAUGGCCCAAAGCCAUGUGGAUGUGUCCAUGGCACCAAUGACGCCUGCAACAGUUCAGGACCCAGAGUCUUCUGUGGCUGUAGAGCCUCAGGCAGAGCCCAGCUCAGCUCCUCUCAUCCUAGUGGCAGGUAAGGCUGGAGAAGACAUGGUAUCACCCAUGUCUGUAGAAGAUGAAAAACAGGACAGCAGUUCCAAUGUCUCCUUGGCAGAACAUGAGGAAAAGGUGUCAACUUCAUUGCCUGAGAUCCCUGUGGCAGACGCUGGAACACCCCAUCUUGCUCCUGGAGCAGACGAUGAAGGAGAAGCAGCAGCUUCUCUCCCAGCUAAGGACUCUCAGCACCAGGAGGAGCCACUGGCCUUGCCCGCGAAGGAGGAGAAACAGUGUGUUGAGGACAUUGACAACAUGCUGUCCCAUGUAAAGGUCGUAAACGUACACAACAUCUGGGUCAACCACUUGGUGCCAGAGCUCUUCCAGGAGCACCGAGUGGAUAUCCAGAAGGGAUCCAGCAUCCGCAGCAGCAUGCGGGAGGAGAGGCAGCCAGAGACCUGCAGAGCGUGUCUCCUGCCCCAGCCGGUCCCAUGGACACCAAACCGGCAGCUCCGACCCUGGCUGGAGCUGCUAAAGAAGAGGAGCACCACGCACCGCUCACUGCUGUGGAACAAAAGGACAAGAGCCAAAACUUAGAUGUGGCCAUGGCAGCACCAUCGCCUGCACCAGUUGAGGACUCUGGAAAGGCUGAGCCUCAGGGAGAGCCCAGCACAGCCCCUCUCAGCCCAGCAGGAGAUGAGGAUGGAGAAGGCAUGGAGUCUCCCAUGCCUGGAGACCAACAAGAAGAGGUGAGCAGAACCGUUGUCUCCCUGGCAGCAGACGUGGGAGAUAUGGCAGCUUCUUUGACUGAGAUCCCUGGGGCAGACGCUGCAACACCCCACCUUGCCCCUGGAGCAGAUGAUGAAGGAGAAGCAGCAGCUUCUCUCCUGGCUCAGGACUCUCAGCACCAGGAGGAGCCAGUGGACUUGCUUGAGGCGGAAGAGAAACAGUGUGUUGAGGACAUCAACAACAUGCUGGCCCAAAUGAAAGUCAUAAACAUAUGCAACAUCUGGGUCAACCACUUGGUGUCACAGUUCUACCAGAAGCCCCAGGCUCAUAUCCAGGAGGGAUCCAGCAGCCCCAGUGGCAUGGGCGUGGAUGCGGCAGGAGAGGCAGCCGGAGACCUGCAGAGCGUGUCUCCUGCCCCGGCCGCUGCAGUGAACACCGAGCCUGCAGCUCCUACCCUGGCUGGAGCUGCUGAGGAAGAGCAGCACCGCACACAUCUUGCUGCUGUGGAACAAGACGAGAAGGCACUGGCGCCAGUUUCCCAUGGCUUUGACGAGUGGGAAGCAGAAGCACAAAGAAAGGCAUUUGCCUUGCUCAGCCCAACAGCCUCUGAGCUGGUGCGGCAUGAAAUAGCCAGGCGCUUUGUGAAGGGCAUCGUGCAUAAUGCUUUGGCGGUCAUCCAGGAAAUAGAUGAGCAGCCUCAGGAACACCAGGAGAUUGACAAAAGCCAAGUGGACAUGUCAAAAGGAGCAAUGAAGCCUGCAGCACUUGAGGACAUCGAGUCUCCUGUGGCUGUAAGCCUCAGGCAGAGCCCAGCACAGCCCCUCUCAUCCCAGAGGCAGGCGAGCUUGGAGAAGACAUGGUGUCUCCCAUGUCUGGAGAACACCAAGAAGAGGCCAAAACAGUAGAUAUCAGCCCAGCUGCAGAGGAAGAGCAGCACCGUGCAGCUCUUGCUGCUGUGGCACAAGAAGACGAGAAGGCACCGGCUCCAUCUUCCCACGUGUUUGACAAGGAGGAGGCAGAAGCAGAGGCCCGGAGGAAGGCAUUUGCUCUGCUCAGCCCCACAGCCUCUGAGCUGGUUCGGCAUGAAAUAGCCAGGUGCUUUGUGAGUGGCAUCAUGUGCAAGGCUUUGGCUGUCAUCCAGGAAAUGGAUGAGCAGCUUCUGGAACAGGAGGAUGUGGCCCAAAGCAUGGAUGUGUCAAUGGCACCAAUGAGGUCUUUAGCAGUUCGUGACAUGGAGUCUCCUGUGUCUGCUGAGCCGCAGGAAGAGUCCAGCAUGGACAAGCAGCAGACAGCAGCACAGGCAUCUGCCCCAAGGUGAUAUACGGUUAUUGACAGAGCUCUGCAGGUCUCAUUCAGGCACAAAGUGAGGAGAGCACCUAAAAAGCAACAGGGAGAGGCCAGCACAGCCACUGCCUCCCCGCCAUUACAGAAGGAUGAACUGGCAGUGUCUCCUGCAGCUGUUCACGACACCGAGGACGAGCCAGGUAUGUCCCUGAGUCGAGUGGAACACAGGCCAGGCUGGCUGCAGCGUGUGCACGAGUUCGGCCGUGCCCCGGCCUCCCCUCCCUGGGCGAGGGCUGACAGCCUUCGGUGGAAAGCCCCUGCGGAAAGCCCUCGGUGGCACGUGGCAGCAGGAGCUUGCUCGGUGCCCGCCCAGCCCCGCGCCUACAUCUCUCCUUCCCCUGCAGGCAUCGCUGCCCUCCCAGGCGCAGGAGCAGUCCAAUGGCGACGACCACCCCACUUCAGAAGGGUGCUGAAGGCUCUGCGCAGGGCUUUCCGCUGCUCCUGCAUGAACCCGCAAGUGGAGGACUAGCGCCCCGCUGCCAGCUCCAGGCCCGAGGGAGCUGCGCUGAGGACAUCGUGCUGCAGCCUGCGCUCGCUGUGGACACUUUCUCGGGCCAAUAAACCAUAUCCCUUUCCCCCCA